Tetrahymena thermophila SB210 is the source of this 558-nucleotide messenger RNA. RefSeq names its product transmembrane protein, putative. The transcript is spliced from 2 exons. The record is from RefSeq and is a predicted model, not a curated record. Lineage: Eukaryota; Ciliophora; Oligohymenophorea; Hymenostomatida; Tetrahymenidae.
AUGAUUACUAUUUGUUAUAAGUAGAUUCAAUAAAUUAACUUGUUUUUUUAUCUACAACUGCAUAUUCAAAUACAUUGGUCUGGUAUGAUGCUAUUAAUAGAAAAUUAAAUUCCAUUGAUAUAAGCUAUCAAUAGAUUUAAUUUUUCUUAUAAUUCCAAAAUAAGUCUUAAACUUCAUACAUAAUUUAAUGGUUUGAUAACUCAUUUUAAAAAGUCAAUUUUCUUGAAGAUAGAUCAAUAGAGAUAUAAAAUAUUGAUUCAUAAUAAGAUUUAGGAAAUUAUUCCUUUUAUCAAUUUUAGUAAAGAAAUGAUUAUUAUAUUGCCUUUUCUUAUGAUGGUUUUUAUGGUAUUUUUACUAUUUUAAAAAUCAAUAUUUAAUCAAACUUAAUAUGCAUAGGUAGCUAAAUAGAAUAAUUUUAGAGAGAUUUUUUUGAUUUUGAAUUAGUUUAUUUUUCAGAUUUACUUAAUUCUAUCAUAUAUCUAAAUUACCAGGAUAGCAAUUUACAAAUUUUAGUUUUAAAUGAUUUGUCUGAAUAAAUAAUUUAAAGAAUUAAUUUGA